This is a messenger RNA of Eleginops maclovinus (Patagonian blennie), 1779 nucleotides long. RefSeq names its product solute carrier family 25 member 19 (gene slc25a19). Lineage: Eukaryota; Metazoa; Chordata; Actinopteri; Perciformes; Eleginopidae. The transcript has 7 exons. Bases 272 to 1240 code for a protein of 322 amino acids. The record is from RefSeq and is a predicted model, not a curated record. Gene Ontology annotation, molecular function: thiamine transmembrane transporter activity. Gene Ontology annotation, biological process: thiamine pyrophosphate transmembrane transport. Gene Ontology annotation, cellular component: mitochondrial inner membrane.
ACAUCAUUGGUGGGGAAAACCAGGAUGUUCGUGGUGGUUAUGCAGGCCUAUCUUGUUAAAGGUAGGUAGUGUAUCAUCUUGUUGCGAUAAUUCUUCUUUGAAAGGUGCAAUCCUCUGUAUCCUAACCCGGAAGUAAUGCUAGCAGUGCCAGUGGCGUGAAAUAGGAACUGUGUUCGUGCCAUAUAAAUGUUGGACAGUUCAGCACCGUAGCUGUAGAUGUGUCCAUGAAGAAGUUUUACUAAAGUGUUGGCAGGAAUCUGACAGUGGAGACAUGGUGGGCUAUGACCCCAGGUUUCAGGGUUCAGCUCUCACCCCAGAAGAGGCUGCCCUGGCUGGGUCAGCUGCUGGGAUGGUCACCAGGGCCCUCAUCAGCCCCUUGGACGUACUCAAGAUCAGAUUUCAGCUUCAGAUUGAGCGUGUGUCUUCCCAUAUACACAAGGGGAAGUACAGGGGAUUAUUUCAGGCGACCCGCUGCAUAUACUCAGAGGAGGGCGUCUCUGCGUUCUGGAAGGGCCAUGUCCCUGCUCAGCUCCUCUCCAUCUGCUUUGGCGCCGUACAGUUUGCCAGUUUUGAGUUUCUGACAGAGGCGGUCCACAACUCGACGCUGUAUGACAGCCAGACAGCAGGAGUUCACUUCAUAUGUGGAGGUCUGGCUGCCUGCUCUGCUACGGUGGUCUGCCAGCCUCUGGACAUACUGCGCACCCGCUUUGCAGCUCAGGGACAAACCAAGGUGUACAGGAACAUGCGGCACGCUGUGUCUACCAUGUGCCGCACCGAGGGAGUGAUGACAUUUUACCGCGGCCUGUCUCCAACACUGCUGGCGGUGUUUCCGUACGCCGGGCUGCAGUUCUUCUUCUACAAUGUCUUUAAGAAACUGUUGCCUCCUCCAACCAAAUCUGGAGACUCAGCAGGGCUCCUGGGAAGCCUGGUCUGUGGCAGUGGAGCUGGGAUGAUCAGCAAAACCAUCACAUACCCAUUUGACCUCUUCAAGAAGAGACUGCAGGUGGGCGGCUUUGAAGCAGCCAGAGCGCACUUUGGACAGGUGCGCAGUUACAGAGGCCUUGUGGACUGCGCGGUGCAAAUAGCCAAAGAGGAGGGCGUCCGAGGCUGCUUCAAAGGCCUCUCCCCGAGCCUGGUGAAGGCCGCGCUUUCUACAGGCUUCACCUUUUUUUGGUAUGAAGUUUUCCUCAUUGCCAUGCGCAGCCUCAAGCAGAGACAGAGAACAAACGGCUCCACUUGAGGAAAGAGAGUGAAGGGAGAGAGGUCUCAAUCACGCACAUCAUAAAAACACUCAUAACUUCUUCAUUCUCACUUCAAAUAUUUAUUAACUGGGUCGGUUUUCAGUGGUGGUUUAUAUUCUGUUUAUAUCUCUAGAUGGAAAAAUAUGACCUCAUUUUAUUUAUUUCUGUAUUGUCAUUACACCCUUUGUUUUAUAUUUAAGAUAUGACAGGGUUUCUGAAGGGUAUGGAUGCUUGCUUUUAAAAGAUAUAUAUCAUUAGAACAUUUUAAGUGCACAUUUUAAGCUCUCGUUCAUAAGUCUGCCAUUGUUGACUCCUAUUUUAAUGACGUUUACUCAUUACAUUGUAAAUGGGGUAUUCACAAACAUUUCUUUUGAUCGUGUUUUUAUGUGUAAUAUUUAUUUUGUACUGUGUUGAGAAGAACACCCUGUGGACUGCUAAUCAGGAGUUCAGUUGGUUUGUCCUGCUGAGUUAAACACCUUAAAAGUUGGGGCUGUAUGUCUGUCCAGAAUUAUUUUUCUAAUAAAGGUUUUUCAUAUAA